AUGGAGCCCUCCAAAGACUUCCGCUCGACGGUGCUGCAAGCGCCUUCCCGCCACGACGACCGCGACGAACGGGAUGACCGCGACCGCCGCAGCCACCACCGCGAUAUCAUGAACCCAGCACCCGGCGGCGCGCGCCAUUCGGGCUUCAGCUUGCGAUCACCAACCCAGUCCGAGUUCCAUCACCCGCAGCACUCGUCCUACUCGUCGCCCAAGGCCUCGUCGCACUCCCACCCGCACCACUCCCCGCGAUCCCUCCAGUCCGGCCUGUCGCAUCCGAAUCCCCUCUACUCGUCGACGCCGUCUGCCGGCGGGCCUCUUGCGCCCUCAUUGCCGGCGUUGGGAGGCAGCGGCAGCCCCGGAGCCGGGCAUCACCAGGCGCCUCCGUUGUCGCCGCUGCAUCCCCCCAGCGGAUACUACCCGCCGCCCGAGUCGCAUGCGUCGCGCGAGAAGCCGGCCACGAGCAGCUACUACGACCCGCUGACGGAUACCACAAGAGAGAGGAGGGUUUCGGACGCGGGAUCGUGGCAUAACAGCGCGGCCAAGACGUCGCCGUCCAAGACCCGCGAUCCUUACGGUAAUUACUCGCAAACCGAGCCGGCCUCUCGCGACUCCCACCCCUACUACAAGAACGGUGCAGGCUACACGUCUCCAUCAGCCGCAAACUUCCCCCCGAGGAGUCCGCGAUCAACCACCCAUUCCCAUCACCAGUCCCAUCAACCGCCUGCCGGUUCCAUCAGCCCGUCAAACAGGGCCACGCAGCACAUGACGUCCCCCAGCCUGCGGCACGCUGCCUCCCCCAGCGUGCACGCUUCUUCCUCAAAUGGCGGCCCCGUCACGUCCCUGCCGCCUCUCGGCAAGCCCGAGCCUUCUCCCUUGAAAGCACCAGCUCCCGCCAGCACUCCUAGCCGCUCCGCCGACCCCAUGUCCUUCUCCAACAUCCUCUCGAGCUCCGAACCCACCUCCAAGCCAAAGUCUAAAUCGCCCCCGCCCGUCGAGCAAAAAGACAAAGAAAAGGAAAAGGAAAAGGAAAAGGAGAAGGAGGUGGUCAAGUCCGACCCGAAGCCCGACCGUGAGAAGCCUCGCUCGGUCGACCCGCCCGUCAAAACCGAGCGCGAAGCCGAGAUCGAGCUCCGUCCCGAGCCUAAGGAGCGAUCCAGCACGCCGCUCGCCCGCAGGGAGAAGAAGGAGAGAGUACCUAGAAAGUCAAAGUCAAGGGCUUCCGAUAUCAGAGAUGCCGAGUCUACACCCAAGACCAGCCGUCGGUCGUCCUCCAAGCUGGAGACCCCGACGCCUCGCGUCCCUGCUAAGCGUCAAGCCAACGGCCAGCCCAAGCAGAAGACGUUGUCCGCAGAGAAGGAGAAGAAGGUGCAGGCUCUGAUUGCCCAGCUUGACGCGGAAGCCGACGACCUUGACGAUGCUGAUUUUGCCGAGGAGCAUGCACAGUUCCAGCAGCGCGGCAACAAGCGCCGCAGACUUAUGCAGACAAAUGACAGCGCCCAGGGUGACCAGCGACGCGAAGAGUUCGCCACGGAUAUGACCCGUCGGCUGACUGUCCAUGCCGAUCUUGGUAAGCGCCGCUACGAUGACAUUUACUACGAGGAGGCCAUGAACGAAGUCAGGGAACGGGAGCUGUUUGCCGAGAAGGAGCGCAAGAAGGACAUGCAGCGAAAGCGACGCCGCGAGAAAUCCAUGGCCGUCACUAUGGAGCAGCAGAAGCUUGCCCUCGAACGCGCCCGCCUUGCUGAAGACGAGACCGAGAAGCAAAAGCACCUGAGGGAUGCCGAGCGUGCGAACAAGAAGGCGCAGCAGACAAAACUCAUUCUGCAGAAGGGCAUCAAGGGACCCGCUCGUAACCUUGUGGAGCUCAACCUCGAGGGCGGUACGAUGGCCACCUUCCAAGCAUCCGACAUGGAGCCUGGCACGAAGCCGAAGGGCAAGGGCCGCAGCGGGCCCAGGCCGAAGAAGUCCAAGGAGCAGAAGCAGGCCGAGAAGGAUUCUGCUGAGGCCGCACAGGCUGCCAUCGACGCCGGCGAGGAGCUGCCUGCCAAGGAAGAGGGCAAGAUCCGCAUCAAGUUCAACAAGAAGUCCAAGGAUAAGGAUAAGGAGAAGAACAAGGACAAGGAUCUGGACGAGGCCGACAUCGAGAUGCCCGACGGCGAACUCGACGGCGACGAAGAAACCAUUGUCGAACCCGUCGAGGAGAAGAAGGGCAAGAAGGAAAAGAAGAAGAAGGAGAAGAAGGAAGACAAGCCCGAGGAGCCACCCAACAAGGACGCCAAGUUCGAGACCAAGGGCUUCCUUCAGAUCUAUGACCAGAUUUGGCGCGACCUGGCCCGCAAAGAUGUCACCAAGACCUACAAGCUCGCGGCGGAGUCUUACCAGACCAAGGCUUCGAACCUCAAGAAGACUGCCAUUCUCGCUUCCAAGGAGGCCAAGAGGUGGCAGCUGCGCACGAACAAGGGCACCAAGGACCAGCAGGCUCGCGCCAAGCGUGUCAUGCGUGACAUGAUGGGCUUCUGGAAGCGCAACGAGCGUGAGGAGCGUGAUCUCAGGAAGGCUGCUGAGAAGCAGGAGAUUGAAAACGCCCGCAAGGAAGAAGCAGAGCGCGAAGCCGCCCGUCAAAAGAGGAAGCUCAACUUCCUUAUCUCUCAGACCGAGCUCUACUCCCAUUUCAUCGGCAAGAAGAUCAAGACGGACGAAGUCGAGCGCAGCACCGAUAACCCCGAGGUUGCCGCCGGCGAGAAGAAGGCCGCGACCGAUGAGAACAAGAUGGACGUUGACGAGCCGACCGGACCUCUGGGCGCCAAGGUCACCAACUUCGAGAACCUCGACUUUGACGAGGAGAGCGAGGAGAACCUGCGCGCGGCUGCCAUGGCCAACGCUCAGAACGCCAUUGCAGAGGCGCAGAGAAAGGCCAGAGAGUUCAACGAGCCCCAGGGUCCCGACAUGGACGAGGAGGGCGAGAUGAACUUCCAGAACCCCGCCGGUAUGGGCGACGUCGAGAUCGAGCAGCCCAAGCUCAUCAACGCCCAGCUCAAGGAGUACCAGCUCAAGGGUCUCAACUGGCUCGCCAACCUGUACGAGCAGGGCAUCAAUGGUAUUCUUGCAGACGAGAUGGGUCUCGGAAAGACUGUUCAGUCCAUUUCCGUCAUGGCCUACCUCGCCGAAAAGUACGACAUCUGGGGUCCGUUCCUCGUUGUCGCACCCGCCUCCACCCUUCACAACUGGGAGCAGGAAAUCCGCAAGUUCGUGCCGGAGUUUAAGAUUCUCCCGUACUGGGGUUCUGCUGGCGACAGAAAGGUGCUUCGAAAGUUCUGGGAUCGUAAGCACUCGACGUACAAGAAGGAGGCAUCCUUCCACGUCUGCGUGACGUCGUACCAGCUUGUCGUGUCUGAUGUUGCGUACUUCCAGAAGAUGAAGUGGCAGUACAUGAUUCUCGACGAGGCCCAAGCCAUCAAGAGUUCUCAGAGUUCCAGAUGGAAGAGCUUGCUGGGCUUCCACUGCCGAAACCGUCUCCUGCUCACCGGUACUCCCAUCCAGAACAACAUGCAGGAACUGUGGGCUUUGCUCCAUUUCAUCAUGCCGUCACUCUUCGACUCUCACGACGAGUUCAGCGAAUGGUUCUCCAAGGACAUCGAGUCGCACGCUCAGAGUAACACCAAGCUCAACGAGGACCAGCUCAAGCGUCUGCACAUGAUUUUAAAGCCAUUCAUGUUGCGUCGUGUCAAGAAGCAUGUCCAGAAGGAGCUCGGAGACAAGAUUGAGGAAGACGUCUACUGCGACCUCACCUACAGACAGAGAGCCAUCUACAGCAACCUUCGGAACCAGAUCAGCAUCAUGGAUCUUAUCGAGAAGGCUACUGCAGGCGACAGCGACGAUUCCGGCACUCUCAUGAACCUCGUCAUGCAGUUCCGAAAGGUCUGCAACCACCCCGAUCUGUUUGAGAGAGCCGACACCACCUCUCCGUUCUCCUUUGGGUACUUCGCCGAGACAGCUUCAUUUAUCAGAGAAGGUAAUGAGGUCAAUGUGGGCUACUCAACGCGCAACACCAUUGAGUACGACUUGCCUCGGCUCCUCUGGAGAGGAGAUGGCCGCGUCAACAAGAGCGACAUCAACAACCCCAAGGCGGGAUGGCGAAACAAGAACCUGCAGCACAUGAUGAACAUCUUCACCCCGGAGCACAUCAAAGACAGCAUGGAGGGCUCUGACAACUUUUCAUUCCUGCGCUUUGCCGACACUAGCCCGAACGAGGUAUACAAGGCCAGCCAUCAGGACAUCUUCACUCGCGCAGUCGAGCUGUCCCAGAAGAAGAAUCGUUUGGGCCACAUGAACGUUGCCUACGACGAGCCUGAGGACAUCAACUUCACGCCUGCUCAUGCACUGUUCCAGAUCAAGGAGCGCAGGAACAGGCAGCCUUUGGUCGACAUCACCGAGGAGGGUAUCCUGGCGAAUCUGAUGAAUGUCGCCCGCAGCGAGUACUCUGAGAGUGGAUUGGGUCGUCUGGAGCAAGCUGGUCGUCCUCGCGCCUCAGCGCCCCCUAUUGAGGUCAGCUGCUGCAGCCGUGGCGCCGACAUUGAGCGGGAGAACAUCAUGUUCAAUAUGCCCAUGCGCAAGAGCUUGUUCGGCCCUACCAUCCACGAAGAGCGGGCGAUGGUCACGGAGAAGAUUCCGAUUGAGCGAUUCCCGCCCCACAAGUUGUUGCCUGCCCCCGACAGCGAGAAGAGAAAGUUCACCAACAUCGCCGUGCCAUCCAUGCGUCGCUUCGUCACGGACAGUGGCAAGCUCGCGGUGCUCGACAGGCUACUUACUAAGCUUAAGGCUGAGGGACAUCGCGUGCUGCUCUACUUCCAGAUGACUCGCAUGAUUGAUCUCAUGGAGGAGUAUCUGACCUACCGAAACUACAAGUACUGUCGUCUCGACGGUUCCACCAAGCUCGAGGACAGAAGAGACACGGUUGCCGACUUCCAGACUCGCCCCGAGAUCUUCAUCUUCCUGCUGUCCACCCGUGCCGGUGGUCUCGGUAUCAACUUGACGUCUGCUGACACCGUCAUCUUCUACGACUCCGAUUGGAACCCUACAAUCGACUCGCAGGCCAUGGACAGAGCACACAGACUGGGUCAGACUCGCCAGGUUACGGUGUACCGUCUCAUCACCCGCGGCACCAUCGAAGAACGUAUCCGCAAGCGUGCUAUGCAGAAGGAGGAGGUGCAGCGUGUCGUCAUCACGGGUGGCGGCGCUUCUGUCGAUUUCUCUGGUCGUCGCGCUCCUGAGAACCGCAACCGUGAUAUUGCCAUGUGGCUUGCGGACGACGACCAGGCUGAGAUGAUUGAGCGUCGCGAGAGAGAGCUCCUCGAGAGCGGCGAGCUCGAUAAGCCGCAGAAGAAGAAGGGUGGCAAGCGCAAGCGAGUGGUCAACGAGAACCUUAGUUUGGACGAGAUGUACCACGAGGGCGAGGGCAACUUCGACGAUCGCAAUGCAGCCAACGGCACUUCAGGUACGGCCACGCCCGUGGCAGAGCCCGACGUCAAGGGAGCGAAGAAGCGGCGCGUGGGCGGCAAGAAGGCCAAGACCUUGAAGCAACGACUCGCCGUCGCGGACGGCCAGGUCUGA
Messenger RNA from Colletotrichum chrysophilum, 5610 nucleotides. RefSeq names its product putative DNA helicase ino80 (gene INO80). The record is from RefSeq and is a predicted model, not a curated record. The transcript has 4 exons. Gene Ontology annotation, biological process: DNA repair; chromatin remodeling; DNA-templated transcription. Gene Ontology annotation, molecular function: ATP-dependent chromatin remodeler activity; ATP binding; DNA binding. Gene Ontology annotation, cellular component: nucleus; Ino80 complex. The coding region runs from base 1 to 5610 and encodes 1869 amino acids. Lineage: Eukaryota; Fungi; Ascomycota; Sordariomycetes; Glomerellales; Glomerellaceae.